AAAUAUACUUUUCAUACUCAAUCCAAUUAUCUUGUCGCGUGUUUUUUUUCUCUAUAUUCUUCCUGCAACAUCUAUGUUGAGCACUCUAACAUCACACUGAGCUUAUAUUCACAUAUACAUAAUAGUCUUUGGAAGUGUCGAUUCUCUUCUACGCAGCGUCUUCUAGAGUGAGUAUCCUUUUCACCGGCCAUUUGAUACUGUAUCCAUGGGGUCCCUUGGGAGGCUUCAGCCUAAUGGAGACGAACCAACUGCUUCAUUAUCUACCGAAUUGCAAUGGACCGAUAUAUCUUUAGAACCACCGAUACAUCCGGUUUUGGGUGAGUCAAGAUACCUGACACCACUUUGGGUUUCUGGGAAUAAAGACCAAAGGGAAGAGGUCAAUAAAUCUGAUUCAUGUGAUCAACCAAUGAACACAGGUUUUGAGCUAAGGACUAAGGUAUCUUUCUCAUAUCGUCAGAAAAUAGAGUAUAAGAUCAGAACAGUACUAAAGCUUUUAGCAUUCCGUGAGCAACACGUUCUUGUUCAGUUUUGGUCACCUUGUAUUGUUGGGAACAAACAACUUCUUAAAAGUCUACAUCAACCAUAUGGUAUUGGUGUAGUCAGUGAAGAACUCUGCUUUUAUAGGAGGGACUCUGAGAACAAUACAUUUCUUGUGAACAAGGGUCAUGAAGAAUAUAACCUUAGUCCUCCUGCUCGAGUAUUUAGUCGAGAAUUGCCAGAGUGGAGUUUGGAUCUAAUUCAUUACAAUCCAAAAGAUUUUCCACUACAAGAGUCUGCACUCCGUUGCAAUCUUCAUGGAUAUUUGGCUUUACCGGUGUUCGAUUCUACUACAGGGUUAUGUGUUGGUGUGAUUGAGCUAUUGACUUCCUUCACGUAUGUGGGUUAUGCUUUUGAGGUUCAACAAGUUCACAGGGCACUAAAGACGGAAAAUCUGACAAGCCCGCAAGCAUAUGAUAGUCCUACUUCAAAGGUUCCCAAUGAACGCCGACAAAACAAGUUGGAUAAAAUCUCAGGUAUUUUGAAAACUGUUUGUGACACCCAUAGCUUACCUCUUGCUCAAACGUGGGCUGUGUCCCCUACCAGUACUUUUGUCUCCCAUAACAAAGUUAUAGAGAAGACCUGUAGUAGUUUCGACUCUAGAUGCAUUGGGAAAGUAUGUAUGUCCACGACUUCUUUACCGUAUCAUGUUCGAGACUUGGACAAGUGGCAUUUCAGGGAAGCUUGUAAACAACAACACUUGGACAAAUUCCGUGGCUUUGUUGGGAGGGCGUUGUUAUCCCAUGGUUCAUGUUAUUGUCAAGACGUAACUGAACUAAGUGAAGAAGAGUAUCCUUUGGUCCACAAUGCACGCAUCAGCAGGUUAAGCAGCAGCUUUACAAUCUUCUUACAUAGUGUUGAAGGCGAUUAUGAUGAGUUUGUGCUGGAGUUUUUUCUACUGUUGGACAACGAAGAUGGAAGACUUGUACUGAACUUGGUGGAAACAUUGAAGCAUGAAGUUGAAGUCGCUUCAGCGUUUGAAUUGGGUGGAGUAUCACCUAUAGACGUUUUUGGACCACCUAGUGAUGUCAGUUAUCUGUCUUUGAGUAUAAAACCUCACACUAUCCAAAUCUCCUCAGCUACAUAUGAGAUGUAUUCAUGCGAUUCAGAGUCAUCUUUUGAUAACUUUGCUACGACCAGCAAGAAUCACCCAUUGAAACAGUACAAGGGUAAAAUAGACUCGGUGACAUCGAAGCGGUUUUGUUUGGAGGGUGGCUUUUCUAGCUUGCCAAUGCCACAACAGAAGCACUUGCAACAUUCUUCAAGCUCGUGCCUUGCUAUACGUGUCGCUGUUUUUGUGGUGUUAAAAGCUAAGCGGUGGAGUUGUUCAAGCAAAAAACAUAAGUUUUAUGGUAGGUGGUGGAGUUGUGGCAAGCAUAGAUAUCUUCCUUCCAAGUUAUCACAACCUGGUUUGUAUCACACAGGGAAACCAGAACAUAAUACAAAUAUUGUAAGCACAUAUUUAGAUGAUCAGAGACUCUCAUGUUCUGGUUUUGUCGAUGCUAACCCAAAGCCGAGUGUGAACAAUGUUUUGAAUAUGGGGUUGACGGUAAAGGCAAUGUUUAAAGAUGAUAUGAUAAAGUUCCACUUUCCUAUUUCAUCAGGAUUGUCGGAACUGGAAAACGAAGUGGCACGAAGGUUGAAUGUAAAGGGUAGAAGGCUGUGUCUAAAUUACAAAGGUGAAGGCAAUGAUUUGGUACCCAUUACUUGUGACGCGGAGUUGCAAACUCUUCCAGAAAUUUUGUCUGGUAAUACCAUAGUAAAAUUACUUGUACAGCUGGCUCAUGAUUAAUCUCUGUACUUCAUUUCCGCAAUGUAUCAUAACACCAUAUUAUGUUGAACAAUAUGUCAAUAUGGUAGCAGUCUGUGCAUAUGAAGUGUAAAAGGUUGUUAUAUCAUAACACUGCUUAAAUAAGUUGGGAAAUACCCAUGGAUCGAUGUAUUGUAUAUCCAUUGUAUCACUCUUUAAGGCAUUACAACUCAAUUACUCAACUA
Messenger RNA from Erigeron canadensis, 2532 nucleotides. RefSeq names its product protein NLP7-like. The transcript is spliced from 5 exons. The record is from RefSeq and is a predicted model, not a curated record. Gene Ontology annotation, molecular function: DNA-binding transcription factor activity; protein binding. The coding region runs from base 206 to 2329 and encodes 707 amino acids. Lineage: Eukaryota; Viridiplantae; Streptophyta; Magnoliopsida; Asterales; Asteraceae.